Molecule: messenger RNA, 882 nt
Organism: Sitophilus oryzae (rice weevil)
Lineage: Eukaryota; Metazoa; Arthropoda; Insecta; Coleoptera; Curculionidae
Exons: 1
Coding region: 1-882 (293 amino acids)
Biological process (GO): DNA integration
Molecular function (GO): nucleic acid binding
Source: RefSeq, a predicted model, not a curated record
AUGGAUUAUGCGGGUUUUUUCAUGCUAAAAGAAUCAAAAUUGCGUAACCGAAAAUUGAUAAAGGCUUACUUGUGCUUAUUUGUUUGUCUAGCUACCAGAGCUGUGCAUUUAGAGGUGGUCACAGACCUUUCCUCGCAAGGGUUUUUGGCAAUGCUUAAACGAUUCGUUGCCCGCCGCGGUUUAUGUCAACAUUUGUACUCCGACAAUGGAACCAAUUUUAUUGGAGCGAGCGGUGAGCUACAAGAAAUUUAUAAACUAUCUAAAUCUAACGAAUUUAAAACUUAUGCCAAAAAUAAUAUGAUCUACUUUCAUUUUAUACCUGCUGGCUCUUCGCAUUUUGGAGGUUUAUGGGAGAGUGCGGUUAAGUCUUUUAAGCACCACUUGCGGCGUAUGGUUUCUGAGAAAAAAACCCUCACUUAUGAAGAGUUUUACACCUUCGUGGUUCAGGUGGAGGCGGUCUUGAACUCCCGUCCUCUCUUGCCUAUGACUGACGACCCGAACGAUCUGGAAACGCUUACCCCUGGCCAUUUCCUGAUUGGUCAUCCCCUUAACCUCGUACCCGACCUUGAUCUUCAAUCAACACCGAUGAACCGCCUUACGAGAUACCAAAUAUUGCAAUCCAUGGUUCAACAUCUUUGGCGCAGAUGGUCCACUCAGUAUCUACAUACUCUUCACGAGCGCUCUAAAUGGCAAUUCAAAACCAAUACAGAAAAUCUCCUAGGAUCAUUAGUGCUCCUGAAGGACGAAAAUAAUCCUCCCUCCAAAUGGUCGAUAGCCCGAAUCGUCGCUUUACACCCUGGAAAGGAUGACAUCACACGUGUUGUUAUUGUACGCACCUCAAAUUGUAACAUUUUAAAACGCAGCAUAGUAAUUUGUGGUUAA